AUGGCGACGGCCAAUCAGGAUAGGAUACAGUUAGGAUUCGAUGAAAAUCGGAAUUGUCAAGGUUCAAUAGUCCUUUAUGGUUUAGUGAUCCUCUCAGAUGUUACUUUUGUGAUUCUUGCAGCUUUAUUCACAACAGCACACACAAAAAAUGUUUCCUUCAUGACCAAUCAGAUUUCACCAAACCUCAAGGUAUCAAAGUUUUCUGAUUUUAAACCCAGUGUCCUACCAAGUUUACUAUCUCUUCUUCUCCAAGUCCCCAACCCGACCCCUUUGUCUCUCUCUUACCCACCAGAAAACCCUAAUCUUCGAAUUCAAUUCGAAUUCCAGCCACCACCCAUAAUCCUCUCUUCUCUUCGAGGAACAACCACUACCCACCAUCCCACUUCACAGCUCAAACUCAUCACCGAACCCUUCUCUCCCUUCUCUCUCUCUCUGUCGCUGCUCCUCGCCGUGGGUCGUUGCCGCUUCUCUGCUCCUCCCCGUGCGUCGUUUCUGCUUCUCUGCUCCGCACCGUGUCUCGCCGUUGUUGCUUCUGUUCUUCGCGUGGAGUCUAUAGUCUCUGCUUCAACCCUCUCAGAUUUAGCAAUGGCAACUAAGUCAUUAUUGGUCGUCGCUCAUGACUAUCGGGUUGAAUACAUGAUCACACCAGAAACAACAGUGCAGCAAGUGAGAGAACUCGUGACUCAGCUAAGACAAUUGGACGGAGAUCAUUUGCCUGCCUUUUUCAUCCAUCGUGAUGAAAUGAUCGUUGAUAACCACGAGGUGCCAGAUGAUCUCGUCUUGUGGGAUCACGUACAUCCACAUACGGAGUUGGUUUUUUUUGGCGGGGGAAAUGAAAUUGCCACGGUGGGGGGCACGGAUGAUGAAGAUGGAGAAGACAAUGAUGGCGUAAGUAAAUAAAAAGUUCUUCUAAUAUUUUAGCUAUUUCAACCUUGUUAUAAGACCUUCAAUUUCAUUGUUAUGUGUUUUACCUUAAGUUGUGUUUCAAACUUUAAAACUUUAGUGAUGAAUAUAUAAUUAAACUCCGG
Messenger RNA from Arachis stenosperma, 1028 nucleotides. RefSeq lists its product as uncharacterized. The record is from RefSeq and is a predicted model, not a curated record. NCBI's taxonomy places the organism in Eukaryota, Viridiplantae, Streptophyta, Magnoliopsida, Fabales, Fabaceae. Bases 1 to 900 code for a protein of 299 amino acids. The transcript is spliced from 4 exons.